UGUGUCCCUCUCGCGCUCUCUUUUUUCUUCCGAAAGAAACCCUCUCAGAUCUGAAAAGAGAACCAAGCCAUGGGGAGGCCCUCCAAAUCUCAGCCUUCUUCCGACGAUGAAGCGCCGUCGAAUGCCUCUGACUCCGAUUCCGAUUCCGGUUCGGAGGAGCAACUUCCCAACGAUCAGAUCAACGAACAAGAAGACGACGAGGAGCUCGAAGAGGUGGCUCGCUCCGCUAGCUCUGGCGAUGACGAUACUGCGCCGGAUGAACCUGCAGGAGACGCCGACGACGAUGAACAGGACGAAAAUAAUGCUGACACUGAAGUUAGCAAGCGCGAGAAGGCGAGGUUGAAAGAAAUGCAGAAAUUGAAGAAGCAGAAGAUUCAGGAGAUUUUGGAUGAACAAAAUGCAGCUAUUGAUGCUGAUAUGAAUAAUAAAGGAAAGGGCCGAUUGAAGUAUCUGUUGCAGCAAACUGAGAUUUUUGCUCAUUUUGCCAAAGGUGCUCAAUCUUCUUCUCAGAAGAAGUCAAAGGGAAGGGGACGCCAUGCAUCGAAAGUGACUGAAGAAGAGGAAGAUGAAGAGUAUCUUAAAGAAGAAGAAGAUGGUUUGGCAAGCACGCGGCUGGUAACACAGCCAUCAUGUAUCCAAGGGAAGAUGAGGGAUUAUCAACUUGCUGGGUUAAACUGGCUCAUACGAUUGUAUGAGAAUGGUAUAAAUGGAAUUCUGGCAGAUGAAAUGGGACUUGGGAAAACAUUACAAACUAUAUCUUUGCUAGGGUAUUUAUAUGAGUUCAGAGGUAUAAAGGGUCCUCAUAUGGUUGUUGCCCCAAAGUCUACUCUUGGAAAUUGGAUGAAUGAGAUUCGGCGCUUUUGUCCUGUUUUACGAGCAAUAAAGUUCCUUGGCAACCCGGAUGAAAGGAGGCAUAUACGAGAGGAGUUAUUGGUUGCCGGGAAGUUUGAUGUAUGUGUUACAAGUUUUGAAAUGGUUAUCAAGGAGAAGUCUGCAUUGCGUCGAUUUAGUUGGCGCUACAUAAUUAUUGAUGAGGCCCACAGAAUCAAGAAUGAGAACUCCCUCCUUUCCAAGACGAUGAGGCUCUAUAAUACAAACUACCGACUCCUUAUAACUGGCACACCACUCCAAAACAAUCUUCAUGAACUCUGGGCUCUUCUCAAUUUUCUUCUGCCUGAAAUUUUUAGCUCUGCUGAAACUUUUGAUGAAUGGUUCCAAAUAUCAGGUGAAAAUAAAGUCCUUCGCCCAUUUCUCCUUCGGAGGUUGAAGUCAGAUGUCGAGAAAGGGUUGCCACCGAAAAAGGAAACUAUACUCAAAGUAGGCAUGUCACAAAUGCAGAAGCAGUACUAUAGGGCAUUACUACAGAAAGAUCUAGAGGUUGUCAAUGCUGGUGGAGAACGAAAGCGACUCCUCAACAUAGCAAUGCAAUUGCGUAAAUGUUGUAAUCACCCGUAUCUCUUCCAAGGUGCUGAACCCGGUCCUCCCUAUACUACAGGAGACCAUCUCGUCACAAAUGCUGGUAAAAUGGUUCUAUUGGAUAAGUUACUUCCUAAAUUAAAAGAGCGUGAUUCCCGGGUCCUGAUAUUUUCACAGAUGACUAGGCUGCUGGACAUACUUGAAGAUUAUUUGAUGUUUCGGGGAUAUCAAUAUUGUCGUAUAGAUGGAAACACCGGUGGAGAAGAUCGUGAUGCUUCCAUUGAAGCUUUCAACAAACCAGGAAGUGAGAAAUUUGUCUUCUUGUUAUCUACUCGGGCUGGAGGUCUCGGCAUCAAUCUUGCUACUGCUGAUGUUGUAAUUCUUUAUGAUAGUGACUGGAACCCACAAGUUGACCUGCAAGCUCAGGAUCGUGCUCAUAGGAUUGGACAGAAGAAAGAAGUACAAGUUUUCCGAUUUUGCACGGAGUAUACAAUUGAAGAGAAAGUAAUUGAAAGGGCUUACAAAAAGCUUGCACUUGAUGCUCUAGUGAUUCAGCAAGGCCGAUUAGCUGAGCAGAAGACUGUAAAUAAAGAUGAGUUGCUUCAAAUGGUUAGAUUUGGUGCUGAAAUGGUUUUUAGUUCCAAGGACAGUACAAUUACAGAUGAGGAUAUUGACAGAAUUAUUGCCAAAGGAGAGGAAGCUACAGCUGAGCUUGAUGCUAAGAUGAAGAAAUUUACUGAAGACGCCAUCAAAUUUAAGAUGGAUGACAAUGCUGAGCUUUAUGAUUUUGAUGAUGACAAGGAUGAGAACAAAUUUGAUUUCAAAAAGAUUGUGAGUGAAAACUGGAUUGAGCCACCGAGAAGAGAGCGGAAGCGCAAGUAAACACCAGUCUAUAUGCUAUACUUCAAGCAAACCUUGCGCCAAGGAGGUCCUACUAAACCGAAGGAGCCCCGUAUUCCCAGGAUGCCUCAACUGCAUGAUUUCCAGUUUUUCAACACACAAAGGUUGAGUGAGCUGUAUGAAAAGGAAGUACGCUAUCUCAUGCAAACACAUCAGAAGAAUCAAGUAAAAGACUCCAUAGAGGUGGAUGAACCAGAAGAGGUGGGAGAUCCACUGACUGCUGAAGAGUUGGAAGAAAAGGAGCAGCUGCUAGAGGAGGGUUUCUCAUCAUGGAGCAGGAGGGAUUUUAAUACUUUUGUUAGGGCCUGUGAAAAAUAUGGCCGAAAUGAUAUUAAAGGUAUUGCUUCUGAGAUGGAAGGAAAAACAGAAGAGGAAGUUGAGAGAUAUGCGGUGGUCUUCAAAGAAAGAUACAAGGAAUUAAACGAUUAUGAUAGAAUUAUUAAAAACAUCGAAAGAGGGGAAGCUAGAAUAUCCCGGAAAGAUGAGAUUAUGAAAGCUAUUGGGAAGAAGUUGGACCGCUACAAGAAUCCAUGGUUAGAACUAAAGAUACAAUAUGGGCAAAACAAAGGGAAGUUAUACAAUGAAGAAUGUGAUCGAUUCAUGAUAUGCAUGAUUCACAAACUUGGCUAUGGGAAUUGGGAUGAACUGAAGGCAGCAUUUCGAAUGUCACCUUUGUUUCGUUUUGAUUGGUUUGUUAAGUCUCGCACAACGCAAGAACUAACAAGGAGGUGCGACACCCUCAUUCGCCUUGUUGAGAAGGAAAACCAAGAAUAUGACGAAAGAGAGAGACAGGCUCGUAAGGAGAAGAAACUUGCAAAGAGUAGUACCCCAUCAAAGCGUACCAUGCCACGACAGACGGAGUCUCCAUCUUCGAAGAAGCGCAAGCAGCUGACCAUGGAUAACUUUGUAAGCUCGGGGAAGAAGAAAAAAUAAAUGAAGAGGAAAGCCGAAAUUUUAUUUUGGCUGAGUGAGGCGUGGGCCGGGAUCUGGCCUCGCUAAUUUUGGUGUGUCCUAUUUUCACAUGCCAACUUUGGUCGGUAUUAAAUGCUCGAAAGAUAAACCUUUGAGAGCGCAUUUAUUAGUUAGGGAAAUCUAGAUGAAAUAUAUUGUUGAAAUUUUGUAAAUCUAUCCACAAACCAUUAGAUUGAAUGUCCAUUGUAUUUGAACACUAGUCACUAGUCAGAUACUCAGCUUAAUAUAGUAUUCACCCUAUUGUAUUAUGUUAUCUAACGUCUUUACAAACGCAAGAGAUACAAACCUUAAUGUGUCUUUACCCGCAGUUUAUUAAUAUUUGGUCAGAGGAAUUUAUUUA
This is a messenger RNA of Arachis duranensis, 3628 nucleotides long. RefSeq names its product ISWI chromatin-remodeling complex ATPase CHR11-like. The record is from RefSeq and is a predicted model, not a curated record. Gene Ontology annotation, molecular function: DNA binding; nucleosome binding; ATP binding. Gene Ontology annotation, biological process: nucleosome organization; regulation of transcription by RNA polymerase II. The transcript is spliced from 24 exons. Gene Ontology annotation, cellular component: nucleus; chromatin. Lineage: Eukaryota; Viridiplantae; Streptophyta; Magnoliopsida; Fabales; Fabaceae.